CCGGGCUCCUCGCUUGGUCUGCAUCCUUUGCCUGCUAAAGCUGAGCCGUAGCCACUGCCUCUUCAGAAGCAUCUGCCUCACCCCCCCCCACACACACAUCCAUCUGCACCAUGCCUUCCUCUGCUCUCCUCAGCCGAUACAGCGAUCUCCCCCAGAACGGCAAGAUCCAGGCCACCUAUGUCUGGAUCGGUGGCUCUGGCAGCGAUCUCCGAUGCAAGUCCAUGACCCUGGACUUUGUCCCCACCUCCCCCAGCCAGCUCAAGGAGUGGAACUUUGACGGCUCCUCCACCGGCCAGGCCGAGGGCCACGACUCGGAUGUCUACCUCCGCCCCUGCGCCAUCUUCAAGGAUCCCUUCGCCCGCGGCGACAACAUCCUCGUCCUCUGCGAGACCUACAACCGCGACGGCACCGCCAACGUCACCAACCACCGCGCUGCCUGCGCCGAGGCCAUGGCCAAGGUCGAGGCCGAGGAGCCCUGGUUCGGUCUUGAGCAGGAGUACACCCUCUUCGACGUCGAUGAUCAGCCCCUCGGCUGGCCCAAGAACGGCUUCCCCGGUCCCCAGGGUCCUUACUACUGCGCCGUCGGUGCCAACAAGAUCUACGGCCGCGACAUUGUUGAGGCUCACUGGAAGGCUUGCGUCUACGCCGGCGUCAAGAUUGCUGGCACCAACGCUGAGGUCAUGCCCGCUCAGUGGGAGUUCCAGGUCGGCCCCUGCCACGGCAUCGAGAUGGGUGACCACCUCUGGAUGGCCCGCUUCCUUCUCGAGCGCGUUGCUGAGGACUUUGGCAUCGUCGUCUCCUUCCACCCCAAGCCCAUCAAGGGUGACUGGAACGGUGCUGGUCUCCACUCCAACUACUCGACUGGCCCCAUGCGUGUCGAGGGUGGCAUGGCCCACAUCGAGGCUGCCAUCGAGAAGCUCUCCAAGCGCCACCAGGCCCACAUUGCCGUCUACGGUGCCGACAACGAGCAGCGCCUGACCGGCAAGCACGAGACCGCCAGCAUCAGCACCUUCUCGUACGGUGUUGCCAACCGCGGCUGCUCCAUCCGCAUCCCCCGGUCGGUCGCCCAGUGCGGCUACGGCUACUUCGAGGACCGCCGCCCCGCCUCCAACGCCGAUCCCUACCAGGUUACCCGCGUCCUCGUCGAGACCACCAUCCUCGGCGUCACCGACGAGAACUAAAAAAUCUGUUUAUAGACUCUAUUUGGAUGCUCUUGUGUCGCUCUCAUGCUCUCUCUCUCUGUACUUUCUUAGUCUCUCCCUUUCCCUCCAUUUGCCCUAAAUGGCUUGCCAGAGGGGCCCAUUCCCCUCGAUUCUUUUCUGUCCCUGCCUGCCGCCCCACCCCCGAAUCUACCUGCCUCACUCCUUCAGCCUGUCUCUUGGAUGAAUAUUAGGGGACGGUGAAGGUGUCGUGUCUCUCGGGCUUUUUUCUCAGCUCUGGCCAAGACGACAUUUUGUAUCAUCAGCUUUAUUUAUGACGGUAAAACAGCGAGGAUGUUCCCCCCCCCUACUUCUCCACAUAAUCAACCGGGACACCCAGUUUCCAUCGUUCUGCUUUUUUUGAUGGGAAUAUAUACACAUUCAUCAUUCA
This is a messenger RNA of Polychytrium aggregatum, 1590 nucleotides long. Its product is annotated as glutamine synthetase. The record is from RefSeq and is a predicted model, not a curated record. Gene Ontology annotation, cellular component: cytoplasm. Bases 111 to 1181 code for a protein of 356 amino acids. The transcript has 4 exons. Gene Ontology annotation, molecular function: glutamine synthetase activity. NCBI's taxonomy places the organism in Eukaryota, Fungi, Chytridiomycota, Chytridiomycetes, Polychytriales.